ACUUGCGUUUGUGUAUCAUUCUUUGACAACCACAGUGAGUAGAGCCACCCACUGGACUGCUCUCCUGUGGAAGGUAUAUAUUAUCUAUUUGUAUGGUUGGGUAGACUUUCUCACUUCUUCGAGGAAUAUGCUAAAGCAGACUCAAGAUGGGGCCGCUUCCAUGACUGCACUGUUGCUAUGGAAGUAGUAACUUCCCUCGUUUGGGGUCCAGUUGCUCUCCUGUGUGCCUAUGGUGUUUAUAGAAGGUCUGAGUGGAGACAUUUUUUGCAACUCAUCCUUUGUGUUGGUGAACUUUAUGGAGGUUGGAUGACAUUUGGACCUGAUUGGUUAACCAGUUUUGUGACCGGAAGUUCUGAACUGAAUCCUCACAAGCACUGGAUUCACUUUUGGAUUUAUUUGGUUUUUGCCAACAUAGUUUGGGUUGUUAUACCAGUUUUGUUGACUUGGGAGUCUUACAGAGUAUUGGUGGGUGCUUGCAAAGUUAGUCGAUCUCAUCAGGAUCCUUCGCUCCUUCUUGGCAGUUUUGGAGAAAAAGUGAUCAGAUGGACCUUGUAUACUUUUGUUGGGGUCGUCCUUUUGUUUGGUUUACUCAUACCUUUUAAACUUAUUCCUGCUCCUGUUUAGUUAUCUUCCCAAGUAUCAUCGAUUUCGUCACUAGUCUCCUCCAUAUCAUAGUUGCAAGUCUCUUGUUUGUUAUUUUCCAUCAACUAUUUAAAGAGUGAACAAAUGAUGGGAACCAAAAAUAAACUUUCUUGUCUCAUA
This is a messenger RNA of Galdieria sulphuraria, 762 nucleotides long. RefSeq lists its product as uncharacterized. Gene Ontology annotation, biological process: sterol metabolic process. NCBI's taxonomy places the organism in Eukaryota, Rhodophyta, Bangiophyceae, Galdieriales, Galdieriaceae. The record is from RefSeq and is a predicted model, not a curated record. The transcript is spliced from 2 exons. Gene Ontology annotation, cellular component: endoplasmic reticulum; membrane. Bases 178 to 624 code for a protein of 148 amino acids. Gene Ontology annotation, molecular function: cholestenol delta-isomerase activity.